Molecule: messenger RNA, 1935 nt
Organism: Magallana angulata
Lineage: Eukaryota; Metazoa; Mollusca; Bivalvia; Ostreida; Ostreidae
Product: autophagy-related protein 101-like
Exons: 8
Coding region: 129-785 (218 amino acids)
Biological process (GO): autophagy; autophagosome assembly
Cellular component (GO): phagophore assembly site
Source: RefSeq, a predicted model, not a curated record
GAUAAAUAAAUACGACCCGUUUACGGGUAAUAAAGGAAAAACAAAGCAGUGAGUCAGAUGAUAAGAUAGACGCUGAUUUCAGUGUUUGCUCGGGUGAUGUGUGUAAUUUUAAAGGCGAAAAUGAAAAAAUGAACGCUCGAUCACAAGUGUUCGAAUUGUCAGUAGAAGGAAGACAGAUUGAGGAGACUGUUAGCAGUAUAUUUCAUACCUUGUUGCUCCAAAGAACAGUCGGAAAGUUUCACUACAAACAAGAAGGAACAUACUCUAUUGGCACUGUUGGAGUGGAGGAUGUGGAUUGUGACUUUGUAGACUUUACAUAUGUCAGAGUGGCUUCUGACACUCUGGAUCAUAUGAUCAAGAAAGACAUUGCUUUAUUCAGGGACACCCUUCGGAGUAUGGAUAAUCCAGGAUCAGGACAGAUUUCCUUGGAGUUCUACCAAAAGAAGCGAGGCCGAUGGCCUUUCCCACCGGAAUGUAUUCCCUGGGAGGUGUGGACAGUGAAACUAGACAUCUUAACACUCAAUAACGAAAGUGAAAGACAAAUUUGCAGGGAAAAACUUGGAGAAAUGUUAGGAGAACGAGUCAUCACUAUAGCAGACCUGAUGAAUCGCCAUGACUACGUUCCCAAGAUGCCAAAUCAGACAGAAUUAGAUUUGAUAUUUGAUACAAGCUUGCCAGAUGUGCAACCAUACUUAUUCAGGAUAUCCCAUCAGACUACGGGUCCUUCCCAGUCGUCUGUUGGAACCACCAUGAGGAAGUUCAUCAAGGACACACUGGCCUUAUGAUGCUGCCACAGGGACUGGAUCAAAGUCUCUCAGAGGUGGAUCCAAGUCCAUCAAGGGUGAAUCAAGGCCCCUCCUUGGUGGAUCAAAAUCCCUGAGGGGUGGGGAUUUAUUCAAUAUAAACUAAUGCAGCACCAGUGAAUGGUCAGCUUCGCUUCUACUUGUGUCUUUCACAUUGAAUUACAUGUAUUGAAUCUGUAUGUGUCCAUUUUGAAUAUAACAUACAGUACUUAAUUGUCGUUUAUUUUAUAUGUUAGCAGUUUGUAAUAGCUUUUUUCUGUGUUAUAAACGUAAGAAUGGUUUUGGAGUAGCUAAGUAGUACAUGUUUCAAUGAACACUACAGUCAUUUUUUUAUUGAUUCAGAAAUUUUAAUACACAUUGAAAUGCUGUAUGUCCCAAUGAAAAAAAAAAUUUUUUUUAUAAGAAUUUAAAGAUCAAUUAUCAAAAAGUUGUUGUUUUAAUAGCAGAACAUUUGAAAGUUGAAAUAGUAAUAAAAAUGUUAAAAUGCAACCCUAUUCAUUACUCCUGUGAAAGAAUUUCAUGAAUGUACCUGUUGUCAAGAAAUAAAGCUGGAAAGUGGUAACUAUUAAAUCAAUACCCUUUUUAAAUAAGUACCUGGUACGGGAUAAAUUUAUAGCAAUGAUCUUUAUUUCUAGUGAAACAUCAUCUAAAGUAGUUAGAAAAAAACCCCAGUAAUAUCUAUGGAUGUCUUUCAUGUCAACAGAAAUGUGAAGAUAACAGAGAGAGAGAGAGAAAGAGAGAGAGAAAGAGAGAGAAAGAACAUGUACAGCAAAUAUUUUAUAAUGGAACAUGCUCAUUUGAUUUUGAUACAUUACUGUCAUUUUAUGGUAAGAAUCAAUCUUCCAAUUAUUUAUGGUAUAGUACAUUGUAGAUUAUUUGAUAUUACUGUACGUUUUGUUUCCUUGGAAUCUUGCAUAAAAAUUGAUCACCUUAUUUUUGUCAACUCAUAAACACCAUAGUGUUAUAUAAUCAUCAUCCACUUAUAAUUGCUAAUUAUACUCAUAUUUUCAACUGCAAAAAAUAUACAUACGUGAGAUAUUCAACCAAAUCAAUUGUGUGCUAUAUUAUGUCUUGUAUUUUUUCCACGGAAAAUAUGUUGCUGUAAGUCAGAAUAAAUUUUGUAUAAACCACA